AUGCCACGGCCGAAGCCGCCGCCCACUCCAACCGGCUCAUCUGACCUGAGAGCGCUGGAACACUCGAAGGCGUUUCAGGCCUCAGAUAUGGAAUCGAUUUUUACCCUACCGCCGCCAGCAAUGAGGUCAGCCGAUGUACAAUCCCAAAACCACCAAAGUGGGAAGUCGUCGCACGCACGAGACACCGCAAACACUACGGCGCUCUCACAAAGCACCCCUCCCAUCUCUCCCCAGGACAAACCGCUUACUACGAGCCCGCGACACAAACGAACUUCUUCCGGAGUGGUCAAAUCGGCCGUCCAAUCUGCGACUACCGGCGGCGGCGUGGGCAAUUCCUACGCUCUUCCUCCUCCACCUAGUCGAGCCCGUAAGAUCAUCCAGAUGAAACCCAAAUCUCAGGCCACAAACAACUCUUCCCCGGCCAGCGACGCCAGCUACGUACCUCCCGCCUCGACCACAACCUCGACGGCGUCCGCUCCCUCCAAUAAAGCAUCCGCACCCUUGUCCGGAGGUGGAUCGUCCAAUGCCACCGCCACGGGUUCGAAGCGAAAGCAACCCUCCGCCACCAGCGCUGCGGGCAGGAAGAUCGCCCGUAAAACCGCUCAUAGCAUCAUCGAGCGUCGCCGGCGGAGUAAAAUGAAUGAAGAGUUUGGGGUCUUGAAGGACAUGAUACCCGCAUGUGAAGGGGUGGAGAUGCACAAACUCGCCAUCCUGCAAGCGGGGAUUGAAUACGUGCGGUAUCUGGAAGGAUGCGUGGCGCAGCUUAAGGAGGAAAAUGCAAAGCUGGGAGGCAAAAUGAGGACUUUCAUCAGUUCGAGGAUGCAGACGGACAAUCCGCGAGAGGAAGAUGAGGAUAUGGACGACGACGAAGACGACGAAGACGAGGAUGAGGAACAGGAUGAGGCUGUCGACGACGUGCCUGCUCCCGCGGCUCCUCCGACAAGGGUACGGAGCCAUCAACCCAGCGCUGUGGCCGGAAGCGAAUGGGCAUUGCGAGAUUCGCGCAAAUCCUCGGUCGCAUCGUUGAGCGGUUCUUCAGCGUAUCCGUCUCCUCACAUUCACAGCCAAUCGCAAGGAGCAGUAGACGAAACUGGCGGCUUGAGGAAGAAGCCUUUCUUGCCUGCCGGCGUCCAGUCCUUCACGGCCUCCCCUUCGAUCCCAGCGCACUCGGGAGGUGUGGUCUCCUCCGCGACCCCGACCCCCACACUGCUCUCACCAGCAUUCAACUCGAUCCAUUUCUCACCCGAUCUCGCACGCACGCAAACCACCAGCAGCGUCGGGAAGUCUGGGAGUGGGGUGUUGAACACGCCCGCGUCAUCAUGGACAUCUGUCAAUCCCUCAGGCAGCUCUUCCGGGUCGGUGUCCAACCCGAGCCCGAACAUGCAACCGCUGCCUUCGCCGAAAGCCGCCAUGAACCUCCCCCUGCCUCACCCCGCGGUAGCGUCCUUGCAGCUGCCGCCACAUUACAGUGCUGGAGUGCAACGCGAACGCGAGGGCGGGAGCAAGUCACCGGGCGGCAUGAGUGAUGCUUCGGGAACCGCCGAGGCCACGGCCAGUGCCGCUUUGAUGAUGUUGACCAACGAGUGGAGAGGCGGCGGCGGUCGAGCGGCGGACGCCCCAGGCAGCGUGCCUGCUCCGGCGGUGGCCGGAGUGAGAGACGACAGUAAAGAUCGAGGCAAGGGUAUGAGCGUACGAGAUCUGCUGAGUUCAUGA
Molecule: messenger RNA, 1713 nt
Organism: Fonsecaea erecta
Lineage: Eukaryota; Fungi; Ascomycota; Eurotiomycetes; Chaetothyriales; Herpotrichiellaceae
Exons: 1
Coding region: 1-1713 (570 amino acids)
Molecular function (GO): protein dimerization activity
Source: RefSeq, a predicted model, not a curated record